Amoebophrya sp. A120 is the source of this 1175-nucleotide messenger RNA. The record is from the annotation of a GenBank genome assembly. Lineage: Eukaryota; Dinophyceae; Syndiniales; Amoebophryaceae.
GUGAAAUUGACGCCGCGGGAGCGCAUGCUGGCCGUGAUGGACGGGAAGGUGGUGCAGACGGUGAUGACGUUGCUCACGGUUUUUGCCCUGUAUGGUGACGAUUUGAGGAUGAAGUUUUUCUUUCUCCGGCACGACAUUGGGUUCUACGUGCUGUACACAAUCACCUUUUUUCUUUUUUCCGCGGAACUGACCAUUUUCUCCGUCUGCAAAGAGGAUUACAAGUACAGAGAAAAUGUUUUUGUUUCAUUCUGAUUUUGCUGUUGAAGAUGUUGGACCAUUAUGAUUUUCGCGAAGCUCAAGAAUUUUUUCAUCAGAAGAUUGAUCAUUCCGAUGCCGAUCUCUCAUACAUUGUCACGAUGAAAAAUUUCUUCACAAAAACGUAAAUCAAAAGGUACUCUUUCUUCUUCUGGCUCGACAUGGUCGCGUCCAUGAGUAUCCUCCCCGACAUUAAAUGGGUAAUGGAUUUCGUUUCCGGCCUUUUUGACGACAGCCAGGGCGGGGCCGGCAGCGGGCAAACGGGCGUCGCGCGCGCGGGGCGCGCAAGUCGGGCCGGGACCAGGGCGGGAAGGAUUGUUCGUAUCCCACGAAAAAAGUGUUACAGUUACACAUUUGCUGUAGCUUCAGCAUCACAAGUUUUCUCUGCAUGACAAAGAAAACUUGCAAUGCAAAGAUCAUAAGGGAAAACGGGAAGAAAACGAGGCUCCAAAGCAUUUCCUGCAUGAGAAAGGUUGUCUGUGUUGCGGAUCUUGCAACACAAUGUGUAACUGUAACACUUUUUUCUUCCCAUAGUUCGGUUGAUUCGUCUAGUGCGGUUACUCCGCGUAGUGAACAUUGCGAAAUUCUUUUCGAAGGAGGAGCAAUCCGCUUUGGAUAAGAUGAAGUCCAGCAAGGGCGGCAUCACCCGCGAGGGGAUGCAGCACAGCAUGAGCAAAAAUGCUCAGACUAGUAGUCCCGGGUCGAAUAGCAAUGAGAAGCGCGUGGAGGCGAGCCGGUUGGGGAAGAUUCUGUCCGAGCAGACCACGCGUACCGUGAUUCUGGGCGUGCUUUGCAUGAUGCUGGUCCUACCCAUGAUCGAGUUGGAAGAGCCGAACCGUACCCCGACCUUCGGGCUGGAGCAAAUUUUCUGGAUCGGCCGCAGUUCCUGCAGUCCGUACGCGGAUUUCGUUUCCGCGGGC